Molecule: messenger RNA, 1197 nt
Organism: Penicillium canariense
Lineage: Eukaryota; Fungi; Ascomycota; Eurotiomycetes; Eurotiales; Aspergillaceae
Product: lytic polysaccharide monooxygenase AA11 family protein
Exons: 1
Coding region: 1-1197 (398 amino acids)
Source: RefSeq, a predicted model, not a curated record
AUGCUCGCCAAAUCCAUCCUGGUCGCCACUUUGGCUGCGGCUGCGGUCAACGCCCACAUGAUCAUGGUCCAACCCGUCCCUUAUGGCAAGGAUACCAUCAACAACUCCCCUCUGGAGGCUAAGGGCGGGGACUUCCCUUGCAAGCUUCGUGACGGCACCUACGACAUCUCCACAGAAAACAUGAUGGAAGUCGGUGCUGUUCAACAGCUGCGUUUUGAGGGCAGCGCCACCCACGGUGGUGGCUCGUGCCAGAUCAGCUUGACUGAAGAUCGGGCACCGAGCAAGUCAACUACUUGGAAGGUCAUCAAGUCCAUCGAGGGAGGCUGCCCUGCCAACGUUGCCGGAAAUAUGGGAGACAAUGCCAGUGCUGAGGACCCCUACCACUUCAACUUCACGAUUCCUGACGGUAUCACUGCCGGCAAGUACACUCUCGCUUGGACGUGGUUCAACCGCAUCGGUAACCGCGAGAUGUACAUGAACUGCGCUCCUGUCACUGUUACGCAGGGCUCUUCCAAGCGAUCAGUGGCGGCCCCUGCCAUCGAUAAGCGUUCCUCCAGCUUCCCUCCUAUGUUUGUUGCCAACAUCAAUGGUUGCACUACCACGGAGGGUAUCGAUAUUCGCUUCCCCCAGCCUGGUGAUGUCGUUGAGUACGACGGGACCCCUACCAAUCUCGCCCCUGCGGGUGAUGCUGCUUGCUCCGGUACUCCCACAUUCGGCGGUUCUGGCGACACUGGCUCUGGCUCAAGCUCUGGCUCAAGAUCUGGCUCUAGCUCUAGUUCUGACACCGGGUCCUCGUCUACCGCCGCGGGCAGUGCUCCUACUGAGACUUCAUCCCAAGCUGGUGCUGCCGCCCCAACCUCCACCGCUGCCCCGGUUGAAACCAGCGCCCCCAGCGCUCCUCAGCCUGUUGCCUCAUCCAGUGCCCCGGAAUCUCCUUCCUCCAGCUCUUCCAGCUCUUCCAGCUCUGGUACUCUAACUGGUUCUUGCAGCCCCGAGGGUGCCUGGAACUGCAUUGCCGGUAGCUCCUUUCAGCGUUGCGCGAAUGGCCAAUGGUCCGUCUCUCAGCAGAUGGCCGCGGGAACUGAAUGCACUGCUGGUCAGAGCUCAGAUCUGUCGGUUUCUGCCAUCAAAGCUGCUCGCGAGAUCUCCGCAAUGCGCUUCCGCAAGCGGGUAGUUGGCGACUUGCGCCAUGCUUAG